AGCGCUUGGGCUCAAGCUUCCACGGGUGGACGCAGGUCUGGAAGCAGGCGCGAGCGCCCUCCUGCCUCUGCAAGCCAGCCCCCCGCGCCGACACGAUGGGGUGCUGCAUGGCCUCCCGCCAGUCUUUCGACAUGGCCUCCCGCCAGUCUUUCGACCUGACGCGGUACACAGACGCCACGAGCCUCUUCGACGCUCUUGCGUUCACCGUGGAGGGCCUUCACCCAGUGCGCUUGGUCCGCAUGUCGUGGCUUCUGCAGCAGCGGGGCACGGUCCUGAAGAGGCGCCAGGAGCUGCCAGAGGAGGCGUUCGUGUCCGCCGGCGAGUUGCGGGCCAUUUGGGAAGCCAGCGGGCGAGGAGGAGUUGACAAGGUGGCGCCGAUCAUCACCAUCUCGUUCUGCUGGGACUCACGCGAGCAUCCCGACCCCAAUGGGGUGCAGCUGAGCUUGGUGAUAGACACCCUGGAGCAGGAGCGCCACAAGUACUCCAGAGGAAUGGAUAACUUUGAGGGGUUCAGCGACAUGGGCGUCUUCUGGGACUGGCCCUCGCUGCUGCAGGGCGACCCCGACAAGGCCGAUGAGGCGAAGGCCGCCGCCCUGCGGCAAGGAAAAACCCAGAAGGACGCGCAGAAGGCCGCGGACGAGGCCAAGCGUACCCCCGCCGAGAAGGCCGCGUUCAAACAUGGGCUGCAGGAGACGAUGGACCUGUGGUACGCCCACCAAGCCACUACCGUCCUCCUGCUCACCCAGCACCCCCGCGAGCGAGGCAGCGAGCGCGAGUGUGGCUACGACCAGUCGGGCUGGACAACGUACGAGCGUUGCUCCGCGGAGCAGAUCAAGAAGGUCUACCGUUAUCAGGCGAAGUGGGACGCCGUUGCCGACCUUGGGGGAGGGGCGGGGGUGACGAAGGCCGGGAGGAGGUGGCCGGUGGGCCCGGACGAGUUCGACCGGCUCAUCAAGGACAGGUCCUUCACCAACGGCGCGGACCGGGAGGCGGUGAAGGCGCUCUUCCGGCGGAUGAGCCGCGCGCAGCUGGGCGGCGUGACGAUUCUGGACUUCGACGGGAUGCCGCCCCCGACCCCCGCGCAGGUCGCGGGGCUCGCAGGCUGCCUGCGGCUGUGCGCCCGCCUGGAGAAAUUGGACCUGAACAAUUGCAACAUCGGCCCCCCGGGCGCGCAGGCCCUGGCGAAGGCGCUGCCCUCCAUGCCCGGCCUGCAGGUGCUGCGCCUGGACAGAAACGGCAUCGGCGACGACGGCGCGCAGGCCCUGGCGAAGGCGCUGCCCUCCAUGCCCGGCCUGCAGGACCUGGGCCUGGCCCGCAACGGCAUCGGCGACGACGGCGCGCAGGCCCUGGCGAAGGCGCUGCCCUCCAUGCCCGGCCUGCGGGACCUGUGGCUGGCCCGCAACGGCAUCGGCGACGACGGCGCGCAGGCCCUGGCGAAGGCGCUGCCCUCCAUGCCCAGCCUGCAGGUGCUGCGCCUGGACAGCAACGGCAUCGGCGACGACGGCGCGCAGGCCCUGGCGAAGGCGCUGCCCUCCAUGCCCAGCCUGCGGGACCUGUGGCUGGCCCGCAACGGCAUCGGCGACGACGGCGCGCAGGCCCUGGCGAAGGCGCUGCCCUCCAUGCCCGGCCUGCAGGUGCUGCGCCUGGACAGCAACGGCAUCGGCGACGACGGCGCGCAGGCCCUGGCGAAGGCGCUGCCCUCCAUGCCCGGCCUGCGGGACCUGUGGCUGGCCAGCAACGGCAUCGGCGACGACGGCGCGCAGGCCCUGGCGAAGGCGCUGCCCUCCAUGCCCGGCCUGCAGGUGCUGCGCCUGGACAGCAACGGCAUCGGCGACGACGGCGCGCAGGCCCUGGCGAAGGCGCUGCCCUCCAUGCCCGGCCUGCAGACCUGCACCUGGCCAGCAACGGCAUCGGCGACGACGGCGCGCAGGCCCUGGCGAAGGCGCUGCCCUCCAUGCCCGGCCUGCAGGCACCUGCGCCUGGCCAGCAACGGCAUCGGCGACGACGGCGCGCAGGCCCUGGCGAAGGCGCUGCCCUCCAUGCGCGGCCUGCAGGUGCUGCGCCUGGACAGCAACGGCAUCGGCGACGACGGCGCGCAGGCCCUGAAAUCCGCCUUGGGCGACAGAUGCUAUGUCUUGACCCUCUGAGCCAGGGGCGAGCCGCACAGGGCGCGGGUGAGAAACGGGAGGGCGCGCGGGAAGGGGAGGACCCAAACGCGACAAGGAGGACCCAAACACGACCAGGAAGCACCCAGACACGACAAGAUCGAG
This is a messenger RNA of Prorocentrum cordatum, 2270 nucleotides long. Lineage: Eukaryota; Dinophyceae; Prorocentrales; Prorocentraceae. The record is from the annotation of a GenBank genome assembly.